This is a messenger RNA of Rhopalosiphum maidis (corn leaf aphid), 1252 nucleotides long. Its product is annotated as ATPase ASNA1 homolog. Gene Ontology annotation, biological process: post-translational protein targeting to endoplasmic reticulum membrane. The coding region runs from base 159 to 1178 and encodes 339 amino acids. Gene Ontology annotation, molecular function: ATP hydrolysis activity; ATP binding. The record is from RefSeq and is a predicted model, not a curated record. Lineage: Eukaryota; Metazoa; Arthropoda; Insecta; Hemiptera; Aphididae. The transcript is spliced from 6 exons. Gene Ontology annotation, cellular component: GET complex.
GCAUCCACACCCUGCAAUAUAAUUGUUCAACAAUUCAUUCAAUAGUUUUCUUAUUUGAAUUAGUCUUAACUUUUUUUUCAAAUAAUAAACUAAACUGCUUUUUAUUCAUUGUUAAUUUCACUUAAUAUCUACUUUAAAACUUAUUGACAUUUCUCAAAAUGGAUAGAAACGAUAUUCAUGAUGUACAUCAACUUACUCCUUCUCUACAAAAUGUAGUCAACCAGGAUAGUUUGAAAUGGAUUUUUGUCGGCGGCAAAGGAGGUGUUGGUAAAACUACUUGCAGUUGUAGUUUGGCCAUACAAUUAACUAAAGUCCGUGUAUCAGUACUUUUAUUAUCAACUGAUCCAGCACACAAUAUAUCUGAUGCUUUUGGACAACGAUUUACAAAAUCCCCUACUAAAGUUGAAGGUUUCAACAAUUUAUUUGCCAUGGAAAUAGAUCCUAAUGUUGAAGAUGAAUUCGAUAACUUUUUUGGAAGUAACGAUGCAUCUGAAUCAAUGCAGUUGAGUAACAGUUUUAUGAAAUCUAUUCUAGCAGCUAUUCCAGGUAUUGAUGAGGCAAUGAGUUACGCUCAAAUAAUGAAGUUGGUUGAUAGUAUGGAAUUUUCAGUUGUUGUAUUUGACACAGCUCCUACUGGACAUACUUUGAGACUACUGACAUUCCCGUUGAUGAUCGAAAAAGCUAUAAAAAAAAUUUUGAAACUUAAAAAUAAAUUAGGCCCUUACCUAAACCAAAUUGUUGGGCUUUUUGGAGCUGAUAUUAAUGUUGAUGAUACUGCAAGAAAACUUGAAGAAAUAUUGGCUACAAUUAAAGCUGUUAAUCAACAAUUAAAAAAUCCUGAUAAAACCACAUUCGUUUGUGUAUGCAUUGCUGAAUUUUUGUCAUUGUAUGAAACAGAAAGGCUUAUUCAAGAAUUAACCAAAAAUGAAAUUGAUACACAUAAUGUUAUUGUUAAUCAAUUAUACAUUAGCAAUGGCCCCUCGGACCAUAAUUGUAAAAAGUGUUCUUCUAGACAGGCAUUACAGCGCACUUAUCUACAACAGAUAAAUGAUUUAUACCUUGAUUUCCAUGUCACUAAGCUUCCAUUGUUAGAAAAUGAAGUACGCGGUGUUUCAGAUCUAACAGAGUUUUCUAAGUACUUAAUAAACCCGAAUUAUAUGUUUAAUAACACCAAAUAGGUAACAAUUAUUGUUCUGGUUAUUUUUUUUUUUACAAUCAAUCUAAACAACAUUUUUUUUAAAUUGUAGUUUAU